Molecule: messenger RNA, 2448 nt
Organism: Fragaria vesca subsp. vesca
Lineage: Eukaryota; Viridiplantae; Streptophyta; Magnoliopsida; Rosales; Rosaceae
Product: protein FAR1-RELATED SEQUENCE 7-like
Exons: 4
Coding region: 15-2339 (774 amino acids)
Biological process (GO): regulation of DNA-templated transcription
Molecular function (GO): zinc ion binding
Source: RefSeq, a predicted model, not a curated record
CCCACUUCACAGAUAUGAGAAGCUCGGAUACUGACUCUAAGAUUGAAGAAUGCGUGAACAACGCAUACCCUCUAAGAAUGUUGAUGCCUGUGAUGAACAAUGCUAGCACAAAUGAUGAAGGAGAGUCGAUUCUUGAACCAUAUGUGGGGUUAGCAUUUGAUUCAGCAGACGGUGCGCGCGAAUUUUAUACUCUUUAUGCAGCAAGAAUGGGAUUUAAAGUUCGGAUUGGUCAGUUGUAUCGGUCAAGAACUGAUGGUUCGGUAUCUGCUCGGAGAUUUGUUUGCUCCAAGGAGGGAUUUCAGACCAGUACACGGACAGGCUGUGCAGCAUUGAUAAGGGUGCAGAGACGGGAUUCUGGGAAGUGGGUUGUAGACCUUUUCCUGAAGAAUCAUAAUCAUGAUCUUGGACCUACAGAGGGAAACCAUUCUCUAAUUUUGCAACAGAAGAUUCUAACUGCUAAACCUGUUGAAGUGGUCCAUAGGCCAAAAUGCAAGUUGAUUGAGGAAGUUGAGGAUGGGCGACCUUGCCCAUCUGGUGUAAUUACUGCCAAACGUUCUAAACUGAAUGGGGAUGAAAUGCAGUGUGAAGUUGAACCAUCUUCAGGUCUAAAGUUCAAUUCAGCCAACGAAGCAUAUCAAUAUUAUCAUGCAUAUGCAGAAAGAACCGGAUUUAGGAUCAGGAUUGGUCAACUGUUUCGUUCAAAGCAUGAUGGUUCAAUUUCUUCCCGACGUUUUGUAUGCUCAAGGGAAGGUUUUCAGCACCCAUCAAGAGUUGGAUGUGGAGCUUUUAUGAGGAUUAAGAGACAAGAAUCUGGAAGGUGGGUAGUGGAUCGUCUUGAAAAACAUCAUAACCAUGAGCUUGAGUCUCAACAGGAAGAAGUUCAAAAGAAAAAUCUUUCUGUUUCAAAAAAGUUCAUUUGGGAGGAGAAUGGUGGGCUGGAUGAUGAAGAUAUUGUUGAAAUAAACAGUGGGAACCUUGUCAAAAAACGUCGAGAAAACCACAUUGGAAGUGAUUGGUACAGUGUGCUUUUUGACUAUUUUCAAACUAAACAGGCUGAAGAUACAGGAUUCUUUUAUGCAGUAGAAGAUGAUUAUGGUACCUGCAUGAGUAUUUUCUGGGCUGAUGGGAGGUCUAGAUUUUCAUGCUCUCAAUUUGGGGAUGCCAUAAUUUUUGACACCUCAUAUCGUAAAGGUAUGUAUCUGGUUCCAUUUGCCACUUUCAUUGGAAUCAACCACAAUAGGCAACCGGUGCUUCUUGGCUGUGCCCUACUUGCUGAUGAAUCUGAAAAGUCUUUUACUUGGUUGUUUCAAACAUGGCUUAGAGCAAUGUCAGGACACCGUCCUUGGUCAAUAAUAGCUGAUCAAGAUGAUAUUAUCCAGCAAGCCAUCAUCAAUGUGUUUCCAGGAACCCAUCAUCGAUUUUCCAUGUGGCAGAUGAAGGCAAAACAAUAUGAGCAUCUAAGUUCGGUGCACAGUUCUUUUCAAUUUGAAUAUGAAAAAUGCAUCAAUCAGUCUCAAACAACUGAUGAAUUUGAAACGGCAUGGAAUUCACUCCUCUGCAGGUAUGGGUUGAAGGAUAAUACUUGGCUGAAAGCCAUGUACGAAAAGCGCCAAUGUUGGGUCCCAUUAUACUUAAGAGCUACAUUCUUUGCUGGCAUCCCCUUGAGUGGAAAUAUAGAAUCAUUCUUUGGUACACUUGUGAAUGGCCAAACACCACUUGUGGAGUUUGUUCCACUUUAUGAAAAGGGUCUUGAACGACGUCGUGAAGAAGAAUUAAAAGAGAAUUUUAACUGUUCCAUCUUGAAUGCCUACUUGCAGACAAAAGAACCAGUAGAAGAACAAUGCAGAAGGCUGUAUACACUGAGCGUCUUCAGGAUAUUUCAGAAAGAACUUCUACAAUCCUAUAGUUAUCUAGGAUUUAAGGUUUAUGAAGAAGCGGCUAUCGUAAGGUAUUUGGUCCGCAAAUGUGGGAAUGACGAUGAUGACAAAUCCACAGUCACCAUUGGUACAUCCAAUCACAAUGUGCGGUGCAGCUGUCAAAUGUUUGAAUUUGAAGGUGUACUCUGUCGACAUGUGCUGAGAGUUUUCCAAAUAUUAGAGAUAAAGGAAGUUCCAUCUCGCUAUAUCUUACGCCGCUGGAGGAAAAAUGCUGAAUAUGGUCUGCCUCUUUAUUCUGAAUCAGGUGGCAGCCCUCAAGAAGUUAAUGCCUCAAUGGUAUGGAGUUUGAGGGAAGAAGCCUGUAAAUACAUAGAUGCUGGGGCGACAUCUCUUGAGAAGCACAAAGUUGCCUAUGAAAUUUUGCAUGAAGGUAGAUUAAGGCUUGGUGGCCCCCCAAGCUGACUCGUGUAUCAAGUCUCAACAAUCUCAAUGAUCAAGUACUUCAUGAGGAUUGAUGUGUCUUGCUGUUCUACUCAGGUUUUGAUUUAAGUACUUUCUUGGGGUUGUCUAG